Messenger RNA from Seminavis robusta, 953 nucleotides. Lineage: Eukaryota; Bacillariophyta; Bacillariophyceae; Naviculales; Naviculaceae. The record is from the annotation of a GenBank genome assembly.
AUGAAGAAAUUCGGAUUGGUCUCGCUCCUCUUUGUGGCAUGUGAGCACUGCCAUGUAGAUGCAUUUAGCAGCAAAAUCCAACCGACGGGUCGUCUCUACUGGGUGCCCACGGCUACAGCUACUGUGGUUCGGGCAUCGACAAUUCCUCAAGUGGAGGAAGACAGUGAGCAGCAAACGUCACUCAACAAACUUCAACAAGAAGUUGCAUCUUCAGCUAUUGUCACAACAGCAACAACAACCACUACUACAGAACCGCAAUCUACAUCUCCAUUGGACGGAUUGGCUGCAGUCCUCUUUGGUCAGAGUAGUAGUAGUGGAAGUCGUGAAUACCAACGAGGAUUGAUUACCAUUGGUUUCAUUACCCUCUUGUUCUCUUCCAAUUCACCCGUCUUGCACGCGGCAUUCACAUCAUCAUCGGGAAAUGCUCCACCCGUCUUGUUGCUCAAUGCGGGCGUCAGUGUUGUGGCAUUGGUCGGACUAUUAUUGGGCGGAGAAACACUCGAAAACAACACGGAACUUCCCUCGAGUUUGUUGGAACAACAACAACAACUCAAAACGGGACAACCGCCCCAAGAACAAUUCCUGGAACCUAACGACAAUAAUAAUGGUCUUUCGUUCCUAAACAACAUGAUGGACGAGGACGACCAAAAAGUAUUACAGGGAGGCUGCGAGUUGGGAUUGUGGAAAUUCCUGGGAACUACCGCCAACAUUUACGGCCUUUCACUGACGACGGCAGCCCACGGGGCCUUUCUCAUUCAAUUGACCACUCUCAUUGUCCCCGUCGUGCAGGGGAUCAUGGGUGUCCCCAUUCCCAAACGAAUUCAGUUCUCCAUUGUAUUGGCAUUGGCGGGAGUUGUCUGCUUUACGCAAGAUCCUACUGGUACACCCUCCUUGGUGGGAGAUGUAUUGUGUGUCAUUGCCGCAGCAUUUUAUGCCACAUACGACUUGCGACU